Molecule: messenger RNA, 2290 nt
Organism: Tripterygium wilfordii
Lineage: Eukaryota; Viridiplantae; Streptophyta; Magnoliopsida; Celastrales; Celastraceae
Product: IQ domain-containing protein IQM6-like
Exons: 9
Coding region: 413-2260 (615 amino acids)
Source: RefSeq, a predicted model, not a curated record
GUUGGACAAGACACUCUGUUUUUCCAUAUAUUAACAGAGCAAGAAUAGUAAGGAACCAACGUAAUUUGGAGGGGCAGUAUUGAAUGCCACUCUGUUACAAAACCUCGGAACCCUCAAAAGGGGCUCAACCAAGUCCUCAUUCUUCGCUCUCUCUCUCUCUCUCACAUUGUUCCCCCCAAAACCCAACUUCUCCAUCCGGUGUUUUUUUUUUCUGUUGCCUCUCCAUUGCCUUCUCUCUCUCGACUUUCCCUCUCUGCCUAUCCUAUCUUUUUCUCUCUCUUCUACCUUCCCUUAAUCCUAACCCAUCUCUGCUUUUCCGCUUGGUCUCUCAUUGAGGUAUUUAGAAUUUUAGAUUGUGGAUUGAGAUCUUGGCUAUUUGGGGAUAUAAGUAAUAUAUCCCUUUCCAGUUCAAAUGGGGGUAACCUUUUCAUGCCCGCUCGCUGAUAUGGAUGAUUUAGACAGUCGAUUUGAAGCUGUCCUUGUGAGAUCAAUCAGUUUUGAUGAUGGAGAUAUGAGUACUGCCUUAAGGUCUAUCAGCUUUAAUGGGCGGGAUUCGGAACACUCGAUGAAAUCAUAUGGUUCUGGGAAGACAAUAUUUGAAGGGUCUCUGAGCUUUAAAGGUAGAGAAUUGGAGACUGUGUUCUCUUUCAAAACCCCGACUGCAGAUGCAGAAAACAAUAUGUUUCUAAGGUCACCAACCGUUAAGAAUGUUGAUAAUGGUGACCAGUUGCCAAGUUUUGACAAUUUGUCCAAGAACAAACUGCAUUCAUCAAAGUUAGAGCCUGGGAACCGCAGAUAUCAGGCUGCAUUGAAGUUGCAGAAAGUGUACAAAAGUUUUCGAACAAGAAGAAAGUUGGCGGAUUGUGCAGUUCUCGUUGAGCAGAGAUGGUGGAAGCUGUUAGAUUUCGCUGAACUCAAGCGGAGCUCUAUAUCAUUUUUUGAUAUCGAGAAACCUGAAACAGCUGUUUCACGCUGGUCAAGAGCAAGAACAAGAGCGGCCAAAGUGGGGAAAGGCUUGUCAAAGGACAAAAAGGCUCGGAAGCUAGCUUUACAGCAUUGGCUUGAAGCAAUUGAUCCUCGUCAUCGCUAUGGCCACAAUCUACAAUUUUACUAUGCUAAAUGGCUCCACUGUGAAAGUAAACAGCCAUUUUUCUAUUGGCUUGAUAUUGGAGACGGGAAAGAAGUUAAUAGUGAGAGGUGUCCGCGAUCGAAGCUUCACCAACAAUGCAUAAAGUAUCUUGGUCCAACUGAAAGGCAAGCUUAUGAAGUUAUUGUGGAGAACGGGAAGUUGGCGUACAAGCAAAGUGAAAAACCUCUGGAUACUACAGGAGGACCCCAAGAUGCCAAGUGGAUUUUUGUCCUUAGCACUUCGAAGACAUUGUAUGUUGGGCAGAAGUGCAAAGGCAAAUUUCAACAUUCGAGUUUCUUGGCUGGCGGAGCCACCUUAUCUGCUGGAAGAUUAAUCGUGCAAGAUGGUAUUCUAAAGGCAGUUUGGCCUCACAGCGGACACUAUCUUCCUACAGAAGAGAACUUCCAGGAGUUCAUGUCAUUCCUUAAGGAACAUAAUGUUGAUCUAGCUGAUGUAAAGAAAAGCCCAACUGAAGAGGAAGAAGAAGAGUUAUUCAAAAUUGAACAUAGAAGCUCCAUUCCCGUUCGAGCGGAUUUAUCUGAUGAUAUUAAAGGUUUGGCACAAGAGAACAGUGAUUCCAGGCAACAAACUUCAAAUUCUGCAGCAAACUGCCAGCCAGCCUUGUUAAAGCUAUCUCGUCGUGGAUUUGGCUCAAAGAUAGCAAAACUCGACAUGCCAAAAAGAGCUGAUACGUUUGAUAUUUUCAAGACACAAACAUCCUCUGAAGAUGGCUAUGAAACAGCAGAGGAAUCGUUCUUGACAGAGGAGGAUUUCAUGGUUCCUAAAUUGAAUUUGUUUGGCGAAGAUGAAGAAGUAGAUGAGAAGCCAAUACCAAAAGAAAAGAUUGUGAAGAGAAUAGAUUCACACAAAGUAAUGAAUUCAUAUCAGCUGGCUCAACACCUAUCAUCUAAAUGGACCACCGGGGCCGGACCGCGCAUCGGUUGCAUGAGGGAUUACCCCACAGAACUCCAAUUCCGGGUUCUAGAGCAAGCAAACUUGUCUCCAAGAUCAAGAAGUGGUGAUGCAUCUCCUCACACCACAAACCGCUUGAGCCCAAGUCCACUGUCUAAAGAGAAAACUACAAGCAGAAGUCCCCUUGCUGCAGAUAAAAUGUCUGAGAAGAAAACUUAGCUCAUGAUUGCUCCAAUUGGGUAGGGAAGA